AUGACCCUCGCAGAAGAUAUCCUCCACCCAUCGCCCGCCAAGGAGGCAACAACCCACAAGCUGAAGCGAGUCGUCCAAUCGCCCGAUUCGUUCUACAUGGACGUCAAGUGCAACGCCUGUCAGACCAUUACUACCGUGUUCUCCCACGCCGACAUCGUCGUCAACUGCCCCAAAUGCAGCAAUGUCCUUUCACAGCCCACCGGUGGAUUGGCCAAACUCUCCGAGGGUGUGUCUUUCCGCAAGAAGGCGCAGUAG
Linnemannia hyalina is the source of this 255-nucleotide messenger RNA. NCBI's taxonomy places the organism in Eukaryota, Fungi, Mortierellomycota, Mortierellomycetes, Mortierellales, Mortierellaceae. The record is from the annotation of a GenBank genome assembly.